Messenger RNA from Acanthosepion pharaonis, 4893 nucleotides. The record is from the annotation of a GenBank genome assembly. NCBI's taxonomy places the organism in Eukaryota, Metazoa, Mollusca, Cephalopoda, Sepiida, Sepiidae.
AUGGAUGGCUCCAUGCCGGGCGAGUUGCACGUCUCAUACAAAGACAAGUCCUCUCCUCUGAAUUCCUGGGAUAAAAACGAAUGGCAUGACAAUGGAGAUCAUGGUACAAGAUGGAACUAUGGCUGCAUGGAUUUGUACCCAGAACAAAAACAAAACUAUAAAGUGACUGAGAAAAGAAUUGUGUUCACUGGUAUUACUGGAACAUUAUACGGAAUUCACCUUGCACUUGAUGAUAUUAAAUUUUCCAAUGGAUCUUGUGAAAUGGGAAUUGGCGCUCACGUUUGUACGUUUAAUAAUCCGAAAGUUUGCCACUAUAAAAUCAAUUGUACGGCCCUUGGAGAAUACACAUGGAGAAGAAUGCGUGGUUCAACUUUAUCUAGCAACACUGGACCAAGCAGAGAUGCAUCAAAGGAUUACAACGGUUACUACUUGUAUGCCGAAGGCUCUUAUGGUAAAGCAGGAGACGCCGUAUCCAUUAAAUUUCCAGUUAAAGACACCAAGGGGAAAUAUCUGAAGUUUAAUUAUCACAUGUAUGGUCAAAGUAUGGGCAGUCUGCAUUUAUUCUACACUUCUGGACAGUCAAGCAGAGAAGUAUGGCAAAUGUCAGGCAAUCAAGGAAAUGUGUGGAAUUUUUUCUGCAGGCAAAUAAACGAGGAAAUUGAUGAGGUAAAGUUAGUUGCUGUCCGAGGAUCGACAUACACAAGCGACAUGGCCGUCGAUAAUGUUUUCUUGACUCCCCAAAAAUGUCCAAAUUCAGUCGACUGUAACUUCGAAAACGGAAUGUGCAACUACACAGCGACUUCUUCCUAUUACAGAUACAAAUGGACCCGGGUAUCCGGCACUGAUCAUACAUAUGGUUCAGGGUAUUUCAUGAAAGCUUAUUACUUUUGGCCCGAAGGUUACACGACAAACCUAACAACACCUAUUAUACAACAAACAAGCAAUACUUCAAGUCUCCAUGGUGGCAGAAAUACAUAUUCAAUCUUGCUCGAUGACGUCUCCUACAAUGAAUCAUCCUGUAUCGUUGGUAUUGUGAAUAAUAUAUGCACAUUUGAUGAACCAAAUGUAUGUGGAUAUAACGUCAGCUGUCGAGAGGCAACCAAAUUUCUGUGGAAGAGAGCGAAAAAUACUGGUUCAUAUGGAACAGGACCUUCUUCAGAUAAUAGUGGAAAAGGCAACAAAUAUUUCAUGUAUACUGAAUCGUCAUUUGGUGAUCCAGGUGACACAACUGACCUUGUGUUUCCUGAAUUUGUCACACCUCCUGGACAUAUCCUCAGUUUCUAUUACAACAUGUAUGGUCGUGAUAUUGGAACUCUUCAGGUUCACAUUAUCACUCGUUCAGGAAAAAUGUUAAAAUGGUCCCAAAAAGGUGGAAUGGGAAAAAACUGGGUGAAAGGCUGCGUCAGUCUUCCAGUUAAUGAGAAAACGACUGUUGUCUUUACUGGAAUCCGAGGUAAUGGUCCAUUAGGUGACAUGGCAAUCGACGAUGUUGGUGUCGUACUUGGCGUCUGUUCUGAUUUCAUGUAUACUGAAUCGUCAUUUGGUGAUCCAGGUGACACAACUGACCUUGUGUUUCCUGAAUUUGUCACACCUCCUGGACAUAUCCUCAGUUUCUAUUACAACAUGUAUGGUCGUGAUAUUGGAACUCUUCAGGGUGACAUGGCAAUCGACGAUGUUGGUGUCGUACUUGGCGUCUGUUCUGAUCAAGGCAUUCCCUGUGACUUCAAUGAUGAGACUCUAUGUGGCUAUACAAAUACAUCUCAUACCAGUAAUUCUGGUUGGGUUAGGAAGCGAUCCGGUCCAAGUUACUAUAUGAAUGCUGUGGGCUCCUAUGACAUAUUUAGUCUGAAAUCUCCAUCAAGAAAUUUAUCAGACAAUUGUAUUCAGAUUUCCUACCGACUUGGAGGCAAAUAUUGUGGAUUGAAUGUGUAUACAUCUUAUAACAAUCAUAAAUAUCUCUCAUUAAAAGAAAACAAUAAUACAGACUGGCAGAAAGCACAAUUUUACAUUCAAAACGCUGAGACGAGUCUCAUAUUUGAAGCUGACAUAAGAACCUAUUGGUUAUACUGUACAAUUAACAUCGACAAAAUUGCCAUUUUAAAUGGGAAAUGCCCCAAUCUAGACUGUAAGAAUGCCACUCAGGCUUGCACAGAUCAAGGCCACUGUGUAGACAAAUCUUCUCUCUGUGAUAAGGAAGUCGACUGUAAUGAUGGAAGUGAUGAAAGUAACUGCUCUCGAUCUAUUUCUUGUGACUUUGAAAAAAAGUUUACCUGUGGCUACAAUCAUACUUAUGGAUGGAAGCAUGAAAAAAUUUCCCUUUAUGGUCUGCCAGAAAUAGUUUUAAAUAAUUCAGAAUAUUCAAUGGUUUUACAUUAUGGAAUGGGGCUUCUUAUGUCUCCUUUCGAAAUGAUUCCUCAGUCUUGUGUUCAGUUCCAUCACAUUGGUGACAUCGGUUCACGUCUGUGGGUGAAGGUGCAUAAUAGCAACAGCACAAUCACGACGUCAUGGAAUUAUUCCUACACCAGUUUAGGAAUAUGGACGCUUGGUCAAUUCGAAAUACCAGAAGGAAAUAUAUCUUUGAUGUUCGUUGGUUCUAGCAAACUUUUGGGAAUAGCGCUUGAUAAUGUAAUUCUUCAGAAUGGCAACUGUGGUCCAAUUGUUUGUCCAGAUGAUUCUUUUACUUGUGGUAGUAACGAAAAGUGCAUUUCUCAUCGAAGCAAGUGUGAUCGAAUCCAAGAUUGUGCAGAUAACAGCGAUGAAGUCAACUGCACUUCAUCCAUAAAUUGUGAUUUUGAAGAUCCAUAUCAAUGUGGCUAUGAGUACGAACCCGGAACAUGGAGAGUCAGCAGUGGAAAAAUAGAAAAAUAUCCCGAUUUAGACCAUUCUCGUGGUCUGUAUUCAGGCAAUUUCUUUGUAUCGUCCUUCAGUCAACAGUCAAAUGAUACCAUACAUGAUCUUCAUGCCCCCGAAGUGAUGCUGCCAGUUGAUGCUUGCUUGACUUUCUACUAUUCUUUUCAUGGUUCUGGAGAACUGGAAAUACUUGACAAUGACAUGUCAAUGCUGAAAAUAAGACCAAAUAACAUCAAUACGUGGCAGAAAUCCCAGAUCCAACUGAGCCCAGGAAAACACAAUAUCACUUUUUGUCACAUAAAUGGAAACUAUUCAAACUCGGGGCCGUAUAAUGUUUUAGGAUUGGACAGUAUUCACCUUUCAAAUGGAACAUGUAAAUUAUUUGAAUGCGAAGAAGGUUGGAGAAAAUGUAGCGAUUCACCGGUUUGUGUUCCUGAAUUUAAAUUCUGUGAUCACGGCGAAGAUUGUGCCAACGGAGAAGACGAGCAAAACUGCACAACAUAUUCUAAUGUGCGUUUGGUCAGAGGAAGAAAUGUUCAGCAAGGUGAAGUUGAAAUGUAUUACAAUGGAAAAUGGAGUUUAAUUUGUGGAAGAUGGACUGAACAAAAUGCCGCUAUUGUUUGUCGAGAAUUGGGUUAUAAUGUAUCAAAAGCUUCUUUCACUACAAAGCGUUUGGAUUACGCAUCAGCAUUGGUUAAAAAUUUCUACUGUUAUGGAUAUGAAAGUUCCCUGACAAGUUGCAGUUACAGCGCUUGCUAUCGGUCUUGCAAAUGUUAUAUAAAUUCGACCGUUGACUGUUCCAAUACACCUUGUGAAUCAACUCAUGUGCCUUGUGUAGCAAGCAAUGCAACGAAUUCUAACAACACUAUAAGUAAUCCACAAUGUAUAUGGAAAGAAAGUGUAUGCGAUGGUGAGAAGGACUGCCCUGGUGGAACAGAUGAACAAUCAUGCACCAAAUGCAAAUCCAAUGAAUUUCAAUGUCUUAACUAUGAGUGCAUUCCACAGAACAAACGUUGUGACGGAAUUAACAAUUGCAAAGAUGGAUCUGACGAAUAUCAUUGUUUCAAGCAUGACAAUCUAACUUUGUUGUUCAUGAUGAACGGGGAGUACACCCCUGUAUGUGAAGAUAAUUUGAAAGAGAAAAACAUUGCCAAUAAACUUUGCCAUUACGUUGGAAAAGGGAAUGGCUCAGUUCGUUUCUCCAACAUUAAAACAAAUGGAGUCAAGUUUUCUUAUUCAGAAAAUUCCCAACAUUCUGUGUUGCCUGGCUUUAAACCUUCCUUUGCUGACUGCAACGCACUAAGGCUCAACUGUAGUCGCAGAGAAUGUGGUACUAGGAGUGCGACUUUAUACGAUCCUGUUAUUAGACAUGGACAGAAAGCCAUUCCAGGAGAAUGGCCCUGGCAAGUUGCAGUCAUGUACAGGGGAAAUCGUUCCUGUGGAGGUGUACUUCUUAAUAAUCGAUACGUACUUUCAUCUGCACAAUGUUUCCGAUACAAUUCGUCUCCGAAAGAUCACGAGAUCGGCCUGGGCUCUACAGUUUUUGCUGCACUACAGAAAAUCAAGGUCAAGAAAAUCAAGGUACAUGGAAACUACUCAUACUGGACUGACAGAAAUGAUGUUGCAUUGUUGGAAUUGAUGACUCCAGUACAGAUAACAGAUUAUAUUCGACCCGCAUGUCUUCCUUCUGAACCUUGGGAACCUUAUAUGCUUUGCUACACAACUGGCUGGGGAGAGAACGAAAAGGAUAACAUCCAAAAUGACCUGAUGGAAACAAAAGUUAAGAUCUUACCAAGAGACGUUUGCAAUACUGAAUACACUGGCCUGGAUGCUACAUUGUUAUGUGCUAAUCACAACCAACCGACCUCACCAGGAGAUAAUGGUGACGAAGGCGGUCCUCUCGUCUGUCGAAAUAUGCAAGGAUAUUGGUCAGUAUAUGGAGUCGUCAGUUGGACUUGGUAUUUUAGAAAGAACUUGGAAACGCAAUUGUACGCUGAUAUCUUUACGCUCCGAAAAUGGAUAACUGACAAUAUGAUGAAUUAG